Messenger RNA from Neurospora tetrasperma FGSC 2508, 611 nucleotides. RefSeq lists its product as uncharacterized. Gene Ontology annotation, cellular component: RNA polymerase III complex. The transcript is spliced from 4 exons. The record is from RefSeq and is a predicted model, not a curated record. Gene Ontology annotation, biological process: transcription initiation at RNA polymerase III promoter. Bases 1 to 324 code for a protein of 107 amino acids. Lineage: Eukaryota; Fungi; Ascomycota; Sordariomycetes; Sordariales; Sordariaceae.
AUGUUCAUCACUACGAAAAUUGCCGACUUGGUGCAGAUUGCACCCGAGGACUUUAGCAAAGAGAGUUUUGUCGCGAUUGAAGACAACAUCAACGCCAAAUAUGCAAACAAGGUGGGCAACAACAUCUUUGAACAGGCCCACGAAACCACCCAUCUAACAGCUGUCUUCGUUGAGUUUGAGAUGGUGGUCUUCAGGCCAUUCAAGCACGAAGUCAUUCUCGCACGCAUCACCCAUCAGACCGAGGAAGGCAUAUACCUUGGCAUGGACUUCUUUAACGACAUCUUUGUUCCCGCCGCGGAGCUGCCGGACAACUCAGAGUUGUGAGUACCAGUUCAUUUCCCCUGGUGUCUUUCUGGGACAUGCUAACAUCUCAUCCUAAGCGACACAACCGAGAAGGUCUGGGUAUGGAAGGAAGAGGGCCAGGAGCUGUACUUUGACAAUAACGAGAUGGUCCGCUUCCGAGUUAUCGGCGAGGAGUGGCACGACCAAACACCAACAGGCCCGGUGGAAGUCGACCAGACUGCAAACCAGCUCCUACCGCCAUAUAAGAUCACGGGUUCCAUGAAGGAAGGAGGACUGGGAUGCUGUCUGUGGUGGGAGUAGAAUGGCCC